GCUAACGAGCGCGAAGCCAAGGCAAAAUGACUCCCGACGAAUCCCUACCAUCACAGCUAAAGCUAAAAGGUGCCCAGACGCAUGUGAGAUGCCGUUCAGUUAGCUGAACCAGUACGCCGCCGUAUUAUCUUCAGUCAAAUUUUAGUUCAGCUGUCGGAGAGACGACGAAAUGACCCAUCUGAGUGUCCGUCACUGGACUCCCAAACAUGUUGCCUCGUGGCUGAAGGAAGAGGGCUUCUACGAGUAUGUGGACUUGCUGUGCAACAAGCACCGACUGGACGGCACCAGCCUGCUCGCCCUCAGCGAAUAUGACCUCCGCUCGCAACCUCUGGAGCUCAAGGUGCUGGGGGACAUCAAGCGUCUGAUGGUGUCUAUCCGUAAACUUCAGAAGCAGAAUGUGGACGUGUUGGAGGAGCUGGGUCUUCCCUUUGAGGGCCACUCUCCCUCAGGCUCUGGAGGCAGUUUGGACUGGCUGUGUAAUGGUGACCAGGGCAGAGACUGUGAUAGCACUGACACAGCACCAGUGGGAGAGGAGUAUCACCAGUAUACAAAUGGAAAGUACAAGCAGCAGACCAGGCGCCUGGAUCCAGAGUACUGGAAAACCGUGCUUAGUGCCAUCUAUGUGAUGAUUGUGUUUGGGUUCACAUCCUUUGUCAUGGUCAUAGUACAUGAGAGGGUGCCUGACAUGCGCACAUACCCUCCGCUGCCUGAUAUUUUCCUAGACAGCGUGCCUAGAAUACCCUGGGCCUUUGCCAUGGGUGAGGCAUGUGGAGUGAUUCUCUGUAACAUCUGGCUGCUUGUUCUGCUGCUGCAUAAACACAGAUCCAUCCUGUUGCGGAGGAUGUGCAGCCUCAUGGGGACGGUGUUCAUGUUGCGCUGCAUCACCAUGUUUGUCACCUCCCUGUCAGUGCCAGGGCAGCACCUGCAGUGCUCAGGAAAGAUAUACGGUGACAUAUGGGCCAAACUGCAGCGAGCUGUAGCCAUCUGGAGCGGUUUCGGGAUGACCCUGACAGGAGUGCAUACAUGUGGUGAUUACAUGUUCAGUGGUCACACUGUGGUCCUCACCAUGCUUAACUUCUUUGUCACGGAGUACACACCACGAAGCUGGAACUUCAUUCACACACUGUCCUGGGUCCUCAAUCUUUUCGGCAUCUUUUUCAUCCUGGCUGCCCAUGAACACUACUCCAUCGACGUGUUCAUCGCCUUCUAUAUCACGACCAGACUCUUCCUAUACUAUCACACUCUAGCAAACACUCGGGCCUACCAGCAGAGUCGACGAGCUCGCAUCUGGUUUCCCAUGUUCUCCUUCUUUGAGAGCAACGUGAACGGACCCGUCCCCAACGAGUACUGCUGGCCCCUGGCUUGGCCUGUUGUGAUGAGGAGGCUUAUCGGUUAGAGACCAAGCGCUACAGCUGGACUGUCACAAACCUAACCUGUGCUGCUUAGUGAAGUUGCCAACAGCGGCCAAUCCUGUCAGCACUGUGGCCUGAUGGGAUACACCGCCAUUACCUUCUUAUAAUCUGGGACUUAUCUUCUAACCUAUUUCACUUGUCGCCAUUUUUAGGAAGAUUAAACAGAAUCCAUAAAACUGAUUUAAAAACUGAGCCGUGGAGAUACAGAUCAUGUCACUGAUUUUUUUUUUCAUAAAAGUUUGCCGUAUACGGCAUUAAUCUUUUUUUUUUGGGGUACAUCCCAAUUUAAAAUGUUAUUAUUAGGAUAGCAUAUACAUAACAGGAAGGUACAAAUAAAUGUUCUCAGGCAGCAGUGUACCGAAUGCUUUCCAGCAAUGUAUUUCCUCUGCAAUUAAAGUAUCUUCAAGGGUUCAAGGUUUGGAUCUGAUUAUUACUUUGUAAUUGAUCAAACUAUAGUUAUGUGGACCACUCUCAAAGCAAUAUGUAUAAGAGCUACAGUAUCUUACACUGAUGUUUGUAUGUAUAGUAUUUUGUUCCAUCCUGUUGAGCAGCAGAUGUUUUGAAUUCCAUUUGCAUUCUUGGAUGCCAUACUUGUGUUUUGACAAUGACAGAAAUCCACAGCUCAUCACAAAGUAAACUUGCAUUGACCCGGGUUUUAUUGUUUAUGGAGUGUUUCUCUUUAAUUGACCCACACAAAAUGCAUUCAAGAAAUGUAUUUAUUGGCCAAAAACUAUGGAAUAUUUUUUUUCCAGCUGUCUUAAAUAUUUUAUUUGCCAACUACUGUGACUAUGAUAGUUUUCUGUGUAUGUUUACUGUUUGGUAGUUGUAUUGUGGUUUUUUAAUUAACUGUACAUGGUGAAUGACAAGACCCAAGUAUCUAAUUGGAUCUUUUUCAAAUAUUGAUCCUUUGACAUGAAUCUAAAGUAAUGGUUCCAAUAAAGGAACUUUAUUUGUAGGUAUUUGUUAACAUUAAUUUAUUUAAUUUUGUAAAAUUUGUUGAUAGGUAUUUUUAUAUUUCAUGAACAGUUAUAGCAACAUGCUCAUGGAGAAAUGUUUACAGUUGCUCUUAAUGAUGUAUUUGUUUUAAACACAAUGUGCUAUUGAAGUCGAUUGUUGAUUUCAGGUGGACCUUGACAUUUCAUUAAUUGAACUUUUGACAUGGCAGUAAGUUGUUGUCAUUUUGUCAUUAGAGCAUGUUAAGAUCACAAGUAUUCUGAAUAAAGCUGACAAUUAUUUGAGCUGUGAUACUCUUAUGUUUGUAUGCUCAUGCAAACCUUAUAUCACAUUUUAUGUCUCAUCUAGUCAUGAACAUCAUUAAAGUGCUGAAAUCAUA
This is a messenger RNA of Solea senegalensis (Senegalese sole), 2745 nucleotides long. RefSeq names its product sphingomyelin synthase-related protein 1-like. Bases 170 to 1396 code for a protein of 408 amino acids. Gene Ontology annotation, cellular component: endoplasmic reticulum membrane; Golgi membrane. NCBI's taxonomy places the organism in Eukaryota, Metazoa, Chordata, Actinopteri, Pleuronectiformes, Soleidae. Gene Ontology annotation, molecular function: protein binding; sphingomyelin synthase activity; ceramide cholinephosphotransferase activity. The transcript has 6 exons. The record is from RefSeq and is a predicted model, not a curated record. Gene Ontology annotation, biological process: ceramide biosynthetic process.